Molecule: messenger RNA, 1311 nt
Organism: Drosophila guanche
Lineage: Eukaryota; Metazoa; Arthropoda; Insecta; Diptera; Drosophilidae
Product: lipase 3
Exons: 3
Coding region: 16-1293 (425 amino acids)
Biological process (GO): lipid metabolic process
Molecular function (GO): hydrolase activity, acting on ester bonds
Source: RefSeq, a predicted model, not a curated record
AACAAGCGCCCAACCAUGAAGAAAAUUAUCUUUAGGCACUUGCUGAUCCUUAUUGGCUUGGCCAUGGGUAGCUAUGCCCCUUCCAUAGAUGGACCGACAGGGGUAAUCGAUUUCUACCAGUUAUAUGAUAACCCAGAGGCACACAUUAGAGUCAGGGAUCGAUUGACGACGGCCGAUCGCAUUGCCGCUCACGGAUAUCCAUCCGAGCAUCAUCAUGUACUCACCGAAGAUGGCUACAUCUUGGGCAUCUUUCGCAUUCCCUACUCCCACAAGCUGCAGAACCAGAACGAACAGCGUCCUAUUGUCCUGAUUCAACAUGGCCUAACGAGUUGCUCAGAUGCCUGGAUCCUGUGUGGACCCAAUGACAGCCUGCCCUAUCUGAUGGCCGAUGCUGGUUACGAUGUGUGGAUGGGCAAUGGCCGUGGAAACACCUACUCCAGGAACCAUACUUACCUCUCCACCAAGCAUCCCAACUUCUGGCAGUUCACUUGGCACGAGAUUGGUCUCUACGACAUUGCGGCCAUGAUCGAUUAUGCCCUGGCCAGCGAGAAUGGCAAGGGACAGGAGGCCAUCCACUAUGUGGGUCACUCCCAAGGCACGACAGUGUUCUUUGCGUUGAUGUCCGCCCGGCCAGACUACAAUAAGAAAAUCAAGACAGCUCACAUGUUUGCCCCAGUCGCGAUCAUGAAGAACAUGGCCAACAAAUUGGUGCUGUCUUUGGGUCCCUAUUUAGGCCAUCAGACGAUACAUGCCAAGCUCUUUGGCUCCCAGGAGUUCCUGCCUCACAACGACUUUCUUUUGACGCUGCUUUUUAAUUUGUGUGAGCCGAAUUUUCUGCUGCGUCCACUGUGCGAAAAUACUGUACAGUCUCUGUACACGGGUGGUCGUGUUAAUAUGACUGCCAUGCCAGAAGGUCUGGCAACACAUCCGUCGGGCUGUUCGACCGAUCAAAUGCUGCACUACAUCCAGGAGCAGCAAUCUGGCUAUUUCCGUCAGUUCGAUUAUGGCACAAAGAAAAAUUUGCAUAUCUAUGGCUCGGAGCAACCACCCGAGUACCCCGUGGAGCUGAUUUCCUCAGAUGUGCACCUGUGGUAUUCCGAUAACGAUGGUAUGGCUGCUGUGGAAGAUGUCGAGGCACUAGCCGAACGCCUGCCCAAGAAGGUUAUGCACCGCAUGGCGGAUCCAUUGUGGGAUCACGGAGACUUUGCCCUAAACCACGGACUACGUGAAUAUCUCAACGAGCCCGUGAUUGCCAUCAUGCAGCAAUACGAGAAGGAGCAGACUGCAGAAUGAUUGAGUUAUUUCUUUAAG